AUGGCCCUCGUCAAAGCAGAGAAGGAACGUGACGCCACAAAAGUGACCCUGGGGUGGCUCGAGAAGCGGUACAAUGACCACGCCACCGCCCCAAUGACCGAGAAUAAGGUAGCCCAAUACCUUACCACCGUGACCAUCUCCAAAGACAAGAUUGAAGACACCUUCCAACGCAUCGCAGCAGUUGUGGAUCCUGCUGACCUCGACCCCCAUUCAACAGAGUAUGAAUCACUACUUGACCGUGCUGUUGACCUCAUGGAUAAGCUCACUGUCAACCAAAAGUCUUUCAUCCCUGCUACCAAAGCAACUCCUCCCCCAACUGGAACACUCGCAACCAUCAAAGCAGACAUUCAACUCCCACGUCUGAACUUACCCACCUUCGACGGCAAGAUUGAAGAAUGGACAUCCUUCAGGGACCUCUUCAGGACUGCAAUCCACGACAAUGUCCACCUAUCGGACUCACAGAGAUUGGCAUACCUUAAGGCGCAACUCAAGGGAGAAGCAGCUCGACAGGUACAGUCAUUGGUCAUCUCAGAUGCCAACUACGCCAUCGCCGCCAAGCUAUUGGAGGAUCGUUACCAGAACGAUCGUCAACUGCUCUUCACCUUAUUGAAGAGAUUCACUCAACAACAACCCAUUGGACUUGCGACUGCAUCAUCCUUACGCCAACUCAUCGACGGUAGUAAGGAGUGCAUCCGGUCACUGGAGGUGCUAGCCCAGCCUGUGCAACACUGGGAUGCACCCCUCCUCUUCACCAUUCAUCAGAAGCUCGACAGCGCCACCAAGGAACUGUACGAGCAAGGACUGCAGGAUAGCUCCAUUCCCAAGCUUCAAGGCCUCUUCGACUUCUUGGAUCAGAGGUCCAGAGCGUUGGAGGCGAGUGGGAGUAAGUCCUCAUAUCCUCCCAAAGUCCUUGAAAAGAAUAAAUCUCCUCAUGUCAGGAAUCACGUGCACCAUGCACAAGCUCCUUCCUCGCCUCACUCACCACACCCAUGCAAAGUGUGCGCUGAGCCACACCACCCUCUCUACAAAUGUACAGUCUUCCUCGCCAUGACCGUGGACUGCAGAAUCGAAGCGGUUAGAAAGAAUUCACUGUGCUUUAACUGUGUUCGCAGUAACCAUCCCAGCUCGCAAUGCCCCAGCGCUUUCACCUGUCGUACUUGCAGUGGGAAACACAACUCACUUCUUCAUCGUGUCAAGUCACCUGUUCAACCGGCCCCUCCAGUCGUGAACAAUAAUCCCGCAUUGAAUCAUCAUGCUAGCAACAACAAAAGUACCCUUUCUCAAACUCUCCUUGCUACAGCAAUUGUCCUUGUGAAGGACACAUCAGGCCAGCAGCAGCCAAUUCGCCUCUUGUUGGAUGGUGGAUCCGAUGUCCACAUCAUCAGAUCAAGUACCGUCAAGUCCCUCGGCCUACGCUGGAACAAACAGCAAACUCUCAUCACUGGACUCUCGUCAGCCCCAGUCGGAAGUGCGUACGGUGUGCUGGACAUGGAGUUCAGUCCGCACAUUGAUCCUCAUCUCACCAUUCUCGCCAAGAAUGUGAGAAUCAUGACCACAGUUACUGGUCAACUUCCUCGUCACCCAUGUGAUCCCGAUCUUCCUCAUCUCAAUGGACUGCAACUCGCUGACGAGAAGUGGCACAUCCCUGAUGACAUCGACAUGUUAGUUGGUGCAUCACUCGUCUACGGUCUCAUCAAUGGAGACAAAAGACAUGGUCAACUCGGUCAACCAUUUGCCCUCAGCUCGGACAUUGGUUGUACCGCAGCAGUCACAGGUACGAGUAACAGACGUCGACUUGGACAAACGCCUCCGCUCAUUCUGGGAGCUGGAAGAAGUCCCACUCCACGCCCCCUCACACAAGAAGAACAACAAUGUGAAGACCAUUACGUCACCCACACCACUCAACAGCAAGAUGGAAGAUUUGUUGUCAGCCUCCCAUUCAAAACUACUCCUCCAGACCUUGGCUCAUCCCGUGAAAUGGCAUUGCAACGUCUUCGCCAAAUUGAACGACGACUCGCUCGGCAGCCAGCGCACAAAGAACAAUACGUCGCCUUCAUGAAGGAAUAUCUCGACCUCGGCCACAUGGAGGUUGUUCCCCCACAAGAAAUCGAGUCCCAGGCAUCUAAGACCGGAAAUGGUAAAUCCCUCAAUUCAUGCCUACUUGUUGGAGCAACAAUCCAAGACUCCCUCUUCGAUAUUCUCCUACGAUUUCGAACCCACAUCGUCGCCUUCACUGCAGAUGUGGCGAAAAUGUAUCGUCAGAUCCUCGUCGCCAAGCAGGAUGCUGACUACCAACGAAUUCUGUGGAGAGAGGAUCCAUCCUCUCCAGUGACAGAUUAUCGUCUCCUGACUGUCACGUACGGAACAGCAUCCGCCCCCUUUCAAGCUACACGCACUCUCGAGCAAGCUGCCAUCAAUAAAGAAGUGGAACUUCCCCUCGCUGCAAAAGUUGCACGCAACGACGUCUACGUGGACGACGUGAUGUCCGGUGCUGACUCGUUGGAGCAAGCAGUUAAAAUCCAAGAACAAAUCUUCCUCCUCAUGCAAAGUGCCAAAUGGGAAGCAAGACGGUGGAACUCAAGUCACCCAGCUCUUAUCGACCGACUGCCUGUGGAAUUACGGGAAACAAAGUCCCUCAUGCCAUUGGAACUGGGUCACACAGUGAAGACUUUGGGAAUUUAUUGGCAACCUAACUCUGAUCAAUUUCUUUUCCAACUUGAUUCUUCUCUUUCCACAUUCAAAGGUCACCUAACUAAACGUAUCAUUCUCUCCGAAAUAGCAAAAAUCUUUCAUCCCAUCGGGUGGCUCGCUCCAGUUGUCAUCACUGCCAAGAUGAUGACGCAACAACUUUGGAAACUUGACCUUGGUUGGGACGAUCCUGUUCCAAUCGACCUUGCCGACAAGUGGACCUAG
Molecule: messenger RNA, 2913 nt
Organism: Folsomia candida
Lineage: Eukaryota; Metazoa; Arthropoda; Collembola; Entomobryomorpha; Isotomidae
Exons: 3
Coding region: 1-2913 (970 amino acids)
Source: RefSeq, a predicted model, not a curated record